Molecule: messenger RNA, 183 nt
Organism: Pyricularia oryzae 70-15
Lineage: Eukaryota; Fungi; Ascomycota; Sordariomycetes; Magnaporthales; Pyriculariaceae
Exons: 4
Coding region: 1-183 (60 amino acids)
Source: RefSeq, a predicted model, not a curated record
AUGGCAAACAUCACACCCAGAACCAUCGUGGCACCUGCGGCCGCCUUCACCAUGGCGUGCCUUCUAUUCACAUAUACCCGCUCGUCCAUCCGUCAGGCCAAAGCAAACGCCAAGACGAACCGCGAUGCCCAAAUUAGGAAUCGUCCGUCCUAUCCAGAGGAGCCAGCACCGCCUGAGAAGUAG